AUGGUCAAUCCCACUUCUGGGCCAUCUCUGGUUUCUGCGUUGCUCAAGUCAAGCCGCUUCGUCCAGAAGGUCCAAGCAGACUUGCUCGAAGCGCGACAGGGGCUCAAAGCAUUGCAAGAGGAGCAAGAGGCUUGGCAAGAAAGCUCGAGGCAGUUGGCGUUGGAUGAGAAGAGCGAAAAAUCAGAGGACUCUACGCGCUGGGUGGACCUUGGCGCGGGCCUGAGCAUCGAGGUGCACAAGUAGGUUCAACAGAGAUCGAGGGCAGCGCGUUUCAACUACUGACCUAUAUCAUUGCCGUACUCGCAGCGAUCUCGAGCUGCGCUUCCUGCCAGUGGUGCAAAGUGGCUUGCCAUACGCUGACCUGCUCAUCGAAAUGGAUCACGCGAAAGCCGUCGAAUUUUGCAACAAGAAAGCCGCGGCACUGGGCAAGUCAGUGUGCCAUGCGUUGAACCUUGAUGUUAGGGAUGAAGCUGACAUAGACAUACAUCAUCGGUACAGGCAGGCCGAGCGAUCAGAAGCGAAGGUGGCCCAAAUAGAGGCACACCUGUAUCUUGUGAGUGUGCCUACUCGUGAUUGCGCGGCUUUGUCUGGGGCAUCGGCUCACGCAUCUCUGUCCACAGGCCACUCAAUCUGCCGCUCAACUCGAAGCGAUUCGCAGUGGUCAAGAAACGAGCUUGCUGGAUGGUCUGCAAGUCCCGAAUGGGCCGAAUGACACGCCAUCGCUUUAG
Ceraceosorus bombacis is the source of this 728-nucleotide messenger RNA. NCBI's taxonomy places the organism in Eukaryota, Fungi, Basidiomycota, Exobasidiomycetes, Ceraceosorales, Ceraceosoraceae. The record is from the annotation of a GenBank genome assembly.